Molecule: messenger RNA, 2144 nt
Organism: Xylona heveae TC161
Lineage: Eukaryota; Fungi; Ascomycota; Xylonomycetes; Xylonales; Xylonaceae
Product: putative choline sulfatase
Exons: 2
Coding region: 273-2009 (578 amino acids)
Molecular function (GO): sulfuric ester hydrolase activity
Source: RefSeq, a predicted model, not a curated record
AUUUGAUGUGUCGCGCACUACCAGAGUCCCCUAAGAUCCACCCGUCCGAGCAAUCAGACUAUCUGCAAUUUUAGUUCGACGGUUCCGAGCUGCUCUAUUUGGUUAUGGAGAUAACCACAUCUUUCCGUCCUUUUUUUCUAAAAGGGGCACGCGACCACGCAGGCACCAAGUCCUCCUCCAGCCUCGCAACCUCCAAGGCGAAACUCCUACUCUCUCCCGCACACGCUCUGCCCCAAACAUUUACGAACGCGCUCGGGAGCGAAUAAAUCACUAUGGGGGCGAAAAAGCCUAAUAUCCUUUACAUCAUGGCGGACCAGAUGGCCGCACCGUUGCUGUCGUUUUAUGACAAAAGCUCCAAGAUCAAGACGCCGCACUUGGACCGCCUGGCCGACGAAGGCGUGGUGUUCGACAAUGCCUACUGCAACGCGCCUCUCUGUGCGCCCUCGCGCUUCGUCAUGGUCACUGGCCAGCUGCCCUCGAAGAUUGGCGCCUACGACAAUGCGGCGGACCUCCCGGCUGAUGUCCCUACCUACGCCCACUAUCUCCGCAACGAAGGUUAUCACACUGCUCUGGCCGGGAAGAUGCACUUUUGCGGCCCGGAUCAGCUGCAUGGUUACGAGCAGCGUCUGACAAGUGACAUUUACCCGGGCGAUUACGGCUGGUCAGUGAACUGGGACGAGCCGGAUAUCCGGCCUGACUGGUACCACAAUAUGUCUUCGGUCAUGGAAGCUGGUCCCGCCGUACGCACCAACCAGCUUGACUACGACGAAGAGGUCAUCUACAAAUCAAAGCAGUAUCUCUACGAUCACGUCCGCAAACGAGGCGACCAGCCGUUCUGUCUGACGGUCUCGAUGACGCACCCGCACGAUCCAUAUGCGAUGGAAAAGGAAUUCUGGGAUUUGUAUGAAGAUGUUGAGAUACCGCUUCCGCAGACCCCAGCAAUUCCUCACACCGAGCAAGAUCCCCAUUCGCAACGCAUCUUGAAGUGCAUCGACCUGUGGGGUAAGGAGAUUCCUGAGGAGCGCAUCAAAGCAGCCCGUCGCGCCUACUAUGCCGCCUGCACCUACGUUGACACCAACGUGGGGAAGCUGCUACGUACGCUCGAUGCCUGUGGUCUCACUGAUGACACCAUCAUCGUCUUCACCGGCGACCACGGUGACAUGCUGGGCGAGAGAGGAUUAUGGUACAAGAUGGUGUGGUAUGAGAACUCGGCUCGCGUGCCCUUUAUUGUUCAUGCGCCCAAGAGAUUUGCUCCCAAACGCGUGACCGAGAACGUCUCGACCAUGGACAUUCUUCCCACGUUUGUCUCGAUGGUGGGCUCCCAGCUCGUGCCCGGACUCCCGAUGGAUGGUGUUUCCCUCAUGCCACUCAUUGAAGGGACGGAUGGGGUCAAGACAGACACUGUCUUUGGUGAGUACAUGGCGGAGGGCACGCAGGCACCAGUCAUCAUGAUCCGUCGCGGCCGGUAUAAGUUUGUGUACUCGCCGCUCGACCCGCCAAUGUUGUUCGAUCUCGAGGCAGACCCGUCUGAGCUGGUAAAUCUCGUUGCCGGUCUGCCCGUCCCAGCCGCUGCCAAAAAUCACCGGUCGCAAAGGCAGCUGGACGAUUUGCCUGAAAUAUAUAGUCCUCACGUCUUGCCCGGCCCGAUCCCCGCAAUUCUCAGCACCGAGCAAUCCUUUUUCCCUAAGAUGGCGCUCCCUCCCACUCCUCGGACUCCAAGCCCUGCUCAAUCUCCAAGCCCGCUUCCCACGAGGGACCCAGCAUCGCUGCUCGUUCACUUUGUCAACGAAAUCCAUCAACGCUGGGAUUUGGACAGUAUUCACCAGGAUGUCCUUCGCUCUCAGCGUCGUCGGCGCCUCGUAUACUCUGCUUUGAUCAAGGGCCAGCCGACCAUUUGGGAGCACGAACCUCGCGUUGAUCCGAGCACGCAGUAUGUCCGCAAUCAGGGAAAGGGUCCACUUGAUGAUGUUGAAUUUAUAUCCCGCUGGCCUCGAGUAUACCAGAGCUAGGUUAUGACAACCUGUUAGCCUGCAAAAGUCUUACGUCCUUCUUUUCAUGCAUUCUAGCAUUUUCCUGGUAGUACUAGCGGAGCUCUUUGUUAUCUUAAGCAGAGACAUUUUUUUAUAACGUGUGAAUAUACCCUU